Sesamum indicum (sesame) is the source of this 1394-nucleotide messenger RNA. RefSeq names its product BIIDXI-like protein At5g11420. The record is from RefSeq and is a predicted model, not a curated record. Lineage: Eukaryota; Viridiplantae; Streptophyta; Magnoliopsida; Lamiales; Pedaliaceae.
AAACCGGCAUCUCUCUUCCCCUCCCUACCCAAGAAAACACACACAAAUUCCAGAGAGAGAAAGACUAACAGAGAGAGAGAGUCAUGAAGAAAUUGAUAGUAGUGCUACUCUGUGCCACUUUUCAUAUUGCAUUUUCUUUAAUUGAUGGACAACUGCCCAAUGGCAACUUUGAAUUUGGGCCGAAGCCCUCGCAAAUGAAGGGCACGAAGGUGAUGGACCCCCACAGCAUACCGCACUGGGAGACGUCCGGUUUCGUGGAGUACAUAAAGUCGGGGCAAAAACAAGGCGACAUGCUGCUGGUGGUGCCAGAGGGUGCCUCGGCUGUUCGGCUAGGAGACGAGGCAUCCAUCAAGACCAAGGUUAAGGUGAAGAAUGGGUUGUUUUACUCAGUUUCUUUCAGUGCAGCAAGGACUUGUGCACAAGAAGAGAAGCUGAAUGUGUCCGUUUCACCCAAUUCAGAGUCCAUGGAUUGGGGGAUUUUGCCUAUGCAGACAGUGUAUAGUAGUGAUGGAUGGGACUCUUAUUGUUGGGGUUUCUUGGCCCAAUCCAAUGAGAUUGAGAUUGUGAUCCAUAAUCCAGGAGUUGAGAAGGACAAAGCUUGUGGCCCACUAAUUGAUUCUGUUGCACUCAAGGCCUUGUACACUCCUAAGAGACAAAGAGGUAACAUGUUGAAAAAUGGGAACUUUGAAGAGGGUCCAUACAUCUUCCCUAACACUAGUUGGGGUGUUUUGAUUCCUCCCAACAUUGAGGAUGAUCACUCUCCACUGCCUGGAUGGAUGAUUGAGUCCCUCAAAGCCGUGAAGUAUAUAGAUUCUGAUCACUUUGGGGUGCCAGAAGGAAAACGGGCAGUAGAGUUGGUGGCAGUAGGGAAAGGGAGGGAAAGGGCGUUAGCACAAACUGUGAGAACCGUGCCUGGAAAAACAUACGACCUCAUAUUUUCAAUAGGUGAUGCUAAGAAUUCUUGUGAAGGAUCCAUGAUGGUUGAGGCAACUGCAGGAAAAGUCAUCCUCCAAGUUCCUUACGAAUCAAAGGGAGCUGGAGGGUUUAAACGUGCUAAGCUGAGGUUUAAAGCCAUUUCAACUCGAACUAGGAUCAGAUUCUUGAGCACAUAUUACCACAUGAAGAGCGAUAAUUCUGGGUCUCUAUGUGGUCCGGUGAUUGAUGACGUGAAGUUGGUCGGUGUUCGACGUCCAGGACGUGUCUGAUCGUGUUUAGAAUAUUAUCAUUAUGCGAUUUAUAUGAUAUUUAUCUAUGUUAUUAUCUAGCUUGAAAAAUUUUUCCCUUCUUUCCCCUAUGGAAAAUGAGGUAAAACUUGUUUUACGGUGGUUUUACAUGUAACUAUGUUCAUCUAUCUUUUAGCAUUUAUAUAAUUCUAUGUUAGUUCAAUUUCUUUA